AUGGCAAGAGAUGAAGAAGACCCCUACGCUUCAGAAGAGGAUACCGGGUCCCGGCAGGAGCCUGAGCUGAGGCUCAUCCUGGUGGGCAGGACCGGAGCCGGCAAGAGCGCCACCGGGAACAGCGUCCUGGGCCACAGGCACUUCCUGUCCAGGCUGGGAGCCACGUCGGUGACCAGAGCCUGCGCUGCUGCCAGCGGGCGCUGGGACAGGUGGCGCGUGCACGUCAUCGACACCCCCGACCUCUUCGGCUCCGACGUGCACAACACAGACCCCGAGUGCUUGCAGAGAGCGCGCUGCUACCUGCUGUCGGCGCCCGGGCCGCACGCGCUGCUGCUGGUCACCCAGCUGGGCCGCUUCACCGCCCAGGACCAGCAGGCGCUGCGCAAGGUGAAGGAGCUGUUCGGCCAGGCCGUGGUGGCGCGAGUCGUCCUCGUCUUCACCCACAAGGAGGACCUGGCCGGCGACUCUGUGCAGGACUACGUGCGCUGCACGGAGAACCAGGCCCUGCGGGAGCUGGUGGCCGAGUGCGAGGGCCGAGUCUGCGCCCUCAACAACCGCGCCACGGGCAGCGAGCGCCAGGCGCAGGUGGAGCAGCUGCUGGGCCUGGUCCAGGGCCUGGUGCGCAUGCGCGGGGGCGCACACUACACCAACCAGGUGUACGACCUGGCGCAGGCGCUGCAAGGCGCCGACCCAGAGGAGAGGCUCCGCAGGGUGUCCGCGAUGCUGGUGGCUCACGUGCAGAGGCCCCUGGGGAUGAGGCUGCUGGAGGGGCUAUGGCAAUGGCGGAAGUCCCCAAGGACCUGCUGGAGACUGGGCCUGGCCCUCCUGCUGGGGAGCGCCCUCCUGGUCUAUGCACUGCUCUUCCGGAGUUCAAAAAGAAUGGAAGAGUUUCAGAAAAGCAGAUAUGGGACUAUGAAUAAAGGUGAAGUAGAAGAGAUCUGCUUUGCAACAGCGGCCUCAUUGAGGAUCCUCCUGGUGGGCAGAACAGGCAGCGGGAAAAGCGCCACAGGAAACAGCAUCCUCUGCCGGCCAGCCUUUGAGUCCAGGCUGGCCGCCCAGCCGGUGACCAAGGCCUGCCAGGGGGAGAGGGGCACGUGGAAUGGGAGGGACAUCCUGGUGGUCGACACGCCCUCCAUCUUCGAGGCAAAGGCCCACUCCCAGGAGGUGUACAAGGACAUCGCGGACUGCUACCUGCUGUCUGCCCCAGGGCCCCACGUGCUGCUCCUGGUCACCCAGCUGGGGCGCUUCACGGCCCAGGACGCGGUGGCAGUGAGGAGGGUGAAGGAGGUGUUUGGGACCCAAGCCAUGAGGCACACGAUCGUGCUCUUCACCCACCGGGAAGACUUGGGCGACGAGUCCCUGGACCAUUACGUGGUCAACACGGACAACCUGGGCCUGCGCCGGCUGCUGGCCGAGUGCGGCCGGAGGUACUGCGCCUUCAACAACCGCGCGGCGGGCGAGCAGCAGCGCGCGCAGCUGGCCGAGCUCAUGGCGGUGGUGGAGCAGCUGGAGCGCGAGCGCUGCCACCAGGGCGACCACCUCUUCCUCCCCGCGCCGCGGCUGCAGCCAGGCGGGGGCGCCGGCGGCCCGGAAGCCUAUGCGCACUACCUGGCCGAGGUGAGGGCGCAGGUGGACAGGCAGAAGCAGGCGCUGCGGAAGGAGGAGAGGACCUGCAAGGUCAAGGCGAUCCUCAGAGCCGAAAACUGCAUGAUUCCUCGCUACGUAAUAUCUGCCCUUUUGAUUUUAUGCGGUGUGCUUACUUUUGUCAUUUUAAUGACCUUUUAUAUUAAUCGCGGGAACUGAUUGCCCCCAGAGCCACCAUCAUGGUGUGGCAUUUUCUUGCAUAUGGUAAUUAAUGUUGGAGAACAGACAGCUGCAAAUGGUGGGAAGGGGAAAUUAACAGAAUAAUUCUGUUAAAUGGGCCCACUGUGCUGCCCCCGGCCCCCACCACAUGCUUUUCCAAGAAGCAAUUUACCUGAAGCUCUGCCUGGCCUAAGUAGACAGGCUAUGUCACAUUUCUCAGCAAACUACCUGCCAUCUGCGGAGAAAUGCAGGUGAUAAACCUAGCCUAAUUCCCUCUUAAGAUCAGGAGCCCUCUUGUCCCCAUUUAUAAAGGAUUCAUUUCUGUUUUCUGUAAAACAGAAUUUCUGUAAAAUAGGAUUUCUACAUAGCCUGGCCAUAAUUUGAUGUUGUAAAGCUGCUUGGAGUGCCUGCCUGUGCCUUGAACUCACCCAUUUAGGAGGCACCACUAAAGUUUCGGAGAACUUUAGUGGUGCCUCCUAAAUCUUGGCCUUCUCUGGCCAGAUACCGACCCCUCUCUGAGGCUCUAAUGACGUUCAUAAAUUCUGAUGGCUGUCGGGCCAGCAAAAUAUGAACUAGCCUUUGUGUUAUGCUUGUCAAAAUUUUGUUAUCUGUAAGUUCUCAAACCCCCUUUGUGUAACUUUCUGUGCUAUAAAGCUGUACUCUUGGAGAGCUGGGGGGUUGUCUCUGGUUCCACAGUUUUUGGGCGAGACAGCCUGACUGGUCAAAAUAAUAAGCUUGCUUUCAUUUGAUUCUAAUUGGAGUCGGUGGUCUUUUCUUUGCGUCAUGGUCUAACACAGGCCUGAAAUAAUGUCUAUAAGAGGAACACAAGUUAACCUGAAGGGGGAGACUUUUGUGAUCUUUUUCACAGACCAGAUCGCACAACUUAGGGAGAUAGGAUCAUUUCUCCUAACCAUAAAAUCUGUGAGAAUUUAUGGCUAAGAAUACAAUUAGAACCGUAAGUACGUGUAUGAAAACACACAUGGUGUAACUGUACUUUGUGUUCAACCAGAGACAUGAAAAAUUGUGCUGUAUUUGUGUAUUAUCAAUACAAUUGCAUUCUGCUGCCGUAUCUAGCUAAUUAGAAUAAAUAAAAUAAGAAUAUUUUUUUAAAAAAAGAAUCCAAUUAGAACCAGUCAGCAGGGCUCUAGCCAUGACCUAGAGCUGUCAUGGAUGUGGGGACUUGAAAGUUUGAUGUCUUCCUGCUGUCUGUCAAAAGUGAAGAGGUGGAUCUGGGUGGGACUCUCUGGAAACGUCUCUGGGAUCCUCAAUAAAACUAGGGUGCAGGAGAA
Messenger RNA from Ictidomys tridecemlineatus (thirteen-lined ground squirrel), 3092 nucleotides. The record is from RefSeq and is a predicted model, not a curated record. Lineage: Eukaryota; Metazoa; Chordata; Mammalia; Rodentia; Sciuridae.